Molecule: messenger RNA, 1113 nt
Organism: Durusdinium trenchii
Lineage: Eukaryota; Dinophyceae; Suessiales; Symbiodiniaceae
Source: the annotation of a GenBank genome assembly
AUGGCAACACCACGGCGUCCGCCCAACCUCUUGUUGAAGCCUGUACACCACGAGUCCGGCGCACCCGAAGACGACCACUCUCCACGGCCCGGAGCGGAGCGGCAGCCAGGCUGCCGAACUCCGAAACGCUGUGCUGUCCGGGCUGAGUACGUCCGCUCGACCGAGGCCGAGAAGCAGCGCCGCGCAGACGCCCGCGAGCGCGAGCGGGAGCGGGAGCAGAAGAAGCGAGAGGAAGAAGCGGGACGAGAGCGCCGCACGCGCAGAGAGCGCAGCCGCAGCCGAAGUCGCCGGCGCAACCAGCGCAGCCCACGAAGAGACCGCAGCCCCCGCAGAGAGCGCAGCAAGCACAAAGAGCGCAGCGCGCGCAGAGAGCGCAGCGCGCGCAGAGAGCGCAGCCGCAGCCGCGGCGGCACGCGGCUUCCUCGGAAGGUGGACAAGGUGGACAAGGUGCCAGAUCCCAAGCCGAAGACCAAGGAGAUGAAGGUGCGCGAGAGCUCGCUCUACAGCCUGGUGCUGCAGGUCUUAGAACGCUGGCGCACCGUGGCGGACGACGAGGUGGGCGACGAGCGCUUCGUCGACGCGCUUCACCUCGUCUUGGAGUCCCGGGUCUUGUUGAAGCGAGAGGUCGAGGAGGUGCAGAAGCGCCUCUUGGAGACCCAGGGAACACGUCCCACCAAGCGACCGCGAGGUCCAGGCAGUGCCAGCAGUUUGCGGGUCCCAACGGCCCUGGCGGAGCUCGAGAAGCGCAAUCGAAGCAUGAUGAAGAACUUGGACAUGCACGGUGAUAUGCUUCGAGGAGAGAUGCAGGCUUUGCGUCCGGUCCUGGAGUCCGCGGCGCCCUCCGCGGAGGCCGCGGCGGAGCCGCCCGAGGACGCGGAGGACGCGGCGGAGGACGAGGUCGGCGAGACCGAGAAGGACGAAGAGGCUGAAGAGGCCGAAGAGGCCGAAGAGGCCGAAGAGGCUGAGCCCGAGGCGGAUGUGGUGGAUGUCGAUGAAGAAGAGCUUCCAGCGCCAUCCUCUCCCGCGGAGGUGCACGACCGGCGUGACAUCACGGCGGCUGAGGUCCCGACCCAAAGCAAGACGGCAGGUCGGAUGGAGAAUUUGCUUGGGUAA